GUAACUUGUCACACUCGAUGUCAUAUGCAGAGAUUGUGUGAUGCUGUCUAGACUGAUUUGCUGGUGUGGUAUUGACCUGGAGUGACUUUCUUCAGACUUGUUUGUUGGCGUUCGUGAGCGUGCGGAAUAUCCUGGACUGGGACCGAUUGACGAGAAGAUGUCGACUCUGAAAAUCGCUGUUGUCUGUUCGAGCAAUCAGAAUCGAAGCAUGGAGGCGCACAAGUUUUUGAGUAAGAAAGGAUUUAACGUCCAGUCGUUUGGGACCAAUGGUCAUGUCAAGAUUCCUGGUCCGUCGGCCACACAACCCAAUAUCUACUCGUUUGAUGCAACAUACGAAGACAUGUUUCAGGAUCUUGUUGAGAAAGACAAAAUUCUUUACACUCAGAAUGGGAUGCUUCACAUGUUGGAAAGAAACAAGAGAAUCAAGUUGAAGCCGGAGAGAUUUCAGGAUAGUCCGACUGUUUUUAAUUUGAUUGUGACGUGUGAGGAAAGAGUCUAUGACCAAGUGGUUGAAGACUUAGAGUCACGUGGAUGCAGUGCAUGCCAACCCGUCCAUGUAGUCAAUGUGGAGAUUCAGGACAAUCACGAUGACGCAACGUUAGGUGCUUUCCAUAUAUGUGAUCUCUGUCAGCUGGCUAGAGAAAAGGAAGAUUUGGAAAGCGAAAUGGAUGAAGUGAUUGCCGCUUUUGAAAGUAAAGUUGAUCGGCCCAUCUUACAUACAGUCUGUUUCUACUGAAUCAGAUAACAUGUAGACGCGUAGCGCCUGAUAUUAGAAACUUGUAUUGUAAUAAAUAUUGUAUUACUCGA
Molecule: messenger RNA, 807 nt
Organism: Corticium candelabrum
Lineage: Eukaryota; Metazoa; Porifera; Homoscleromorpha; Homosclerophorida; Plakinidae
Product: RNA polymerase II subunit A C-terminal domain phosphatase SSU72-like
Exons: 5
Coding region: 158-736 (192 amino acids)
Biological process (GO): termination of RNA polymerase II transcription
Cellular component (GO): nucleus; mRNA cleavage and polyadenylation specificity factor complex
Molecular function (GO): RNA polymerase II CTD heptapeptide repeat phosphatase activity
Source: RefSeq, a predicted model, not a curated record